Molecule: messenger RNA, 4877 nt
Organism: Coturnix japonica (Japanese quail)
Lineage: Eukaryota; Metazoa; Chordata; Aves; Galliformes; Phasianidae
Source: RefSeq, a predicted model, not a curated record
UGUUCCAAGUUGGAAUGGACCCCAGUGAUUAUUGAGUCCAACUUCCAGCUCCAUACUGGACCACCUAAAAAUCAGGGGAUCUCAAGUGCAAAAAGGGCAACAAAAAUGUCUUUUUAAGGGUUUUUUGAAGCCAGCAACAGUGCUGCACUUGUGCUGGGGGGCUGGCAGCUUGUGGGCGGGCUGCUGAGUGAGCAGGGGUGGAGCUGGCACAUUAGCAGCACAGUUUAAACACCCUAUGAACGUGUCAUCACCUGCCCUUGACCUUGGCACCUGGUGAUAAGCUUUAAAUAGCCUCGGGGAGCACAGUGCACACCAGUCAUUUACCACGGCGAAGGCAAGUCCAGCCCACAAACCUUCCAAGUACCACAAGCCUACAAGCUGCAAGGGGAGCUAAAGCCACCUUACACAGCUGAAGUGAUCUGCUCUACAAGCUGGAAGAUCGGAGGCUAAAUAACAUGAUAUGCAGAUUUUUCCCUUGUGUGCUGGCUUUAUUGCAUUUCUGCCUUCUUUCUGGCUCCUAUCAACCGGAGACGUUGCCUGAUAUUGGAGAUGCAGAGUUUAUUGAGGAAUGUGUGAGAACGCACAACAGAUUACGGUCUGGAGUGAAGCCCCCAGCCAGCAACAUGCUGUACAUGAGUUGGGACCCAGACUUGGCAAAGACUGCGAGAGGUUGGGCAAAGAGAUGCGAGUUCAGACAUAACAUAUACCUUCAAGAGCCAGGGCAGGCUCACCCCAGAUUUACCCCUGUUGGAGAAAAUCUCUGGACUGGCUCACUUUCUAUGUUUUCUGUGCAAAACGCCAUCACUUCUUGGUACAACGAGGUCACAGACUAUGAAUAUAACGACAAUAGCUGUAGAAAAGUAUGUGGCCAUUACACACAGGUCGUUUGGGCUCAGAGCUACAAGGUUGGCUGUGCUGUUCACUUCUGUCCUACAGUGUCAUACUUCUCAGGAAGGAACGCAGCACAUUUCGUCUGCAACUAUGGGCCAGCUGGGAAUUACAGACGGCACCCAUACGAGAUGGGAGCAGCGUGCAGCAAAUGCAAUGGCGAGCAGUGCACUGACAACCUGUGUCGAAACACUGAGCGUGACAAAGUCAUUAGUGACUCCAGGUGGCACCCAGCCUGGGACAGACCUGCCUGUGAUGAGUUCUGCAUCUCCGUGGUUGUUUUAAGGCCGUUACUACUAAUUCUGACAAUCGUAGCUGCUUGGAUCCUACCCAAAUACUGGUCCAUAGAACCUGCCACCAAGUAGUGCACAGGAGGCUAAGCCAGCACUGAGGUUGGUUCAUCCCCUCCCUGUGCUUAAGCUACUGGCAGUACUGAGAUGAAUGGAGAUCAUGAAAUACAGAAAUACCAUCUCCAUUGCAUGGAGGAGCUGGGAAAGCUGCUGAGGUGUCUUCUCAUUGUUCAGAAUCAAUCAGCUGGUUUUAAAUUACCUGCUUAUUUUUCCAAAGUGGAGCACUGUGGCAGAGAUCGGUACAGCAUGGAACAGCUCACCACACUUCCCAGGGAGGGGAAUGGGGGGGUGUCUGCAGCCCAGCAGAGCAGACUUCUCUCUCCACAUGUACUCCUCCAGUGAGAUGCAGCAGUGUGGGUUUGGGUAGCCUGGAGAGAUUUUCUUUUGUCAUUUAUAGCUUUUUUUCCCCCAAGAAAUUUUUGGGCACAGGUGAGUUCUGGCAUGUGCAUCCCACAGCAGGUAGUGCAUUUCUCUGUAUCGCAGAGCACAGGAACCACUGGCAUUUCUCUGCUUAGAAUCUGUUUUCAAACACACACAAUCUCUGCCAAGACACAGAACUUCACCCAUGUUUAAACAUAACCCUGCACCACCUUAAGCUCCCUUUUUCUUUCCCUUUCUCUGAGCAUGAGGUUUUUGACUUCUGCUUCAAACAGUAAACCACUAUUUCCUGCCUCCCAUGCAUGGUGAUCAUGUAUCUGCAACCUGAUCUGAAGGUCCAUUGGUGCACAAACCCAGAACAAAUACAUUCAGUUCCAGCCUGCACAAUGCUGAGAAAUAUGACGCUGGGAAACAGAGUACAGAGCUCCAAAUAAAAUCGUGCUGCACCCAAAGUCAUGCCCUGGGCUCAGUGGCUGCCAAACUCCAGUCUCCAUGAGGCUGUGCCCCAGAGCAGGCAGGGUUCAGCCUGCUUCGAUAUAUCCCACCACUCUGCUGGGUGCUUUUAUGCAGGAAGCCAGGGAGUCCCCUGGCUGCUUGCUUUCUGUGGUGCUGUCUUUGCUCACUUCCGUCAGCGCUGCCACAGAACUCCUGCUCUAAUGCUGCUGCUGGACUCAAUCUCACCUGGAAAUACUGCAACUGCAGCCCAGUGUUUCUAACAUUAUUCUUCCAUGCAGUUAGCUGCUAGCACUUGAAUCAUGUCAGCAUCACAGCACGUCCUAAAGAGAUCAUUUUUCAAGAUGUAAAUGUGGUCAGGGGCAGAAUUCCUAGUUCUCCUUCUUGUCCUUCACUUAUCUUUUUGUUUUGUGCCAGGGCCUCUUCUCUGCCAUCCAGUGAGCAGUGUCACAGCAGCCACAUUGGCCUACCUAAAAAGAGAUAAUUCUGUUUAAAAAAAAAACCCAAAUCCUCACAGCAGAUACAAGAUCACGGGUUUACCUGCUGAAAAGGGCAGCCACUUUCACUUCCAUUUGCCUUUUUGCUACACUCUUUUGAGCACCACUCAAGCCUCACGCUUCCUGUACUGCAAAGUUCCAUCUGGAAAUCCCACAAGGAUGAUACCUCUUGCAGAGAAGGGCUCUUAGGCCAGCAUCUGCCCCAUGUGCAGAAAGAUCCUACUGAUGCAAGGCAAAGUGGAGGAAAGGAAAGUACAUACUAUGCUGUGUCUGGGGAGCAAAACGAGCUCAGCAGGAAUGCUCCCCUGCUAAGUUUAAUCUAUACUUGGUUUCCAGGAGAGUAAACAGAACCAACACAGAGACCUUAAAGUUCAAAACAUUCAUAGUGCUGUUACUGAACUUCAUACCUUAGCGGCUCAAAGGGAAUUCCACAGAGAAAGCUUCAUUAAAAAACCUGUAAAUCACUGGGGUUCAUGGGGAAAAAAAAACAACCAGCAAAUUUUACUGCGUGGCAACUUCCAAACAAAAAAAUCCAGAAAGUCAAGGAGACAAAGCAAAGCAAGAAAUGCAUCUCUUUUUUUUGUUAAGGACACUCAAAAUCCAGAUAUUUAACUCCUGAUGAUUAAACCCCUCAAGUUGUUCACGUUGUUUUUAUGGCAUACGCCCAUGACUUCUGCACGAUAAUUGCAAAAUACAGAUAUAAAAACAGCCAUGAGGUACUUCUUUGCCUUGGUUUGUCUUCUGGCUAUGAACGAAGAGCAUUGCUAGAUUUUCUCAUUUAAGAAAAUAUAUGCCUAACCAACAGUCCUUGAAGCUCAGCAACCAGAACAACCCAAGAAGAUUAAACAGAACCCCUUCAUCUCAUGACAAAAGGAUAAGACUCCCUGAAAUCAAGUAAGUCCUACUGUGGUUUGGGCUUUGAUGCCAAAUCUAUGUAGAGAUCUCAGCUGGGGAACUUAAAUUCAAAAUGCACGCUUCCACAGAAGCACACACGUGUAUUUUAACGUGUAUGGAACAAGAUCUAAAUUUUAGCAAACAGAAAUUUGCUGCAGGGACCCUCUGCAUUGAAAAGGUCUCAUCCAGACCGUAAUAUAACAGAGGACACUCUCUCCUUGUACCUCCCCUGGAUCCAGUUCAGCUCCUCCUUACUGGCUUCAGGCUCUGCAAAUUACUCUGUUGAAGUACUCACUUGUGGGAUCACACCGAGAACCAAACUAUUGCAGUGUCUCUGGGAACAGCCCAAGCCCUUGAGAGAUCUAACCCACCUGACACUGAACUCAGGUCUCCCUGUCAUGCCAUCAACCACUACCUAUCAAGUACUGUGUCUAAGAGCUUAUCAUGGGGCUGGUAUCCCUAAACGUAUCGGCUUACUACAGCUUCUGUGAUGGGUGUGCAGUUUACUUGUUUUCUCAGUGAAGCAUCUGUUGAGCAGUACUUUCUCACAUGAUAAGUAAUUAAACUGCCAUUUAUGAAUGACAGAGUAUUGAGCACUGGAACAGGCUGCCCUGGGAGGUGGUGGAGUCUCCUUCUCUGGAGAUAUUUAAGACCCGCCUGGACGCCUACCUGUGUGACGUGGUGUAGGGAGCCUGCUUUGGCAGGGGGGUUGGACUCGAUGAUCUCUAGAGGUCCCUUCCAACCCCUACAAUUCUGUGAUUCUGUGUUUCCUCUUCAAGAACUAAACUCCAAGAACAGACCAGGUAACUGAAAGUCAUACCAAGAUUGUCCCCAACCCUAAAGGGCAGAGGUCCUAGAUGAUUCUCUAUGCACACACACACACUGACUCUUUAACAUAUGUUCUAAAUUCUUAUUUAGACGCAUAACAAAGAAAACAGCUGUGUUCUCACACCAGUUUCAAAUAAAAGGCCACUAACCUAAGCAAAGUGAGCUGCAGUGUUCCAGCAUAAUCGUCUUUACCAUAUGUGCAAGCAAUCAGAACUCUAAAGUCUGGUAAAGCACUCAAACACAGUCAUGAAAUUGGUGUGGCCCGACCACCUACUUACUAUUACAUUUGUUUCUCGAACCUGAGAUGCAUCAACUUAGUAACAUCUGCUUUUCUAGUGUACUCAAUUUCAUCAUAAUUUCCACUUUUAGGAAAUAACCUCUAUACUUCCUUCAAAAAAAGGGGAAGGGGCUGAAUAAAGGAAACCUAAAGUUUAAAAGGAACCUAAGUUCUCAUUUCUUGUAAGAAAUAAAUUAAGAACACAUGUAAAGAAUGGUACCAUUUAUGUUCUCCCUGCAGCACAUUUGCUUUGUGUCAUAUUCUGCCUAACAAGAUAACGCUAAUAAAUGACCAUUUAUUAAUGGUGUUCAA